AUGUACGUGAUGAGUUCUACUCCCAAUGUUUUGGUGUACCUCCUGGUCAUGUCCUAUUGUGUCGUAAAGAUCGCUUGUCGAGUGGAGUUCACGAACAUAAAGUGCAAUUCUGAGGACAAGGAAUUCUCCGAUUUUGAAUAUUGUUACCUGAAAUCUGUGAACCGGAGCUACAAAUAUCUAUCGCUGAAAGUCAAUCUGUUUCAAGUUCCCGUUACCAAAUUCUCGACAAAAUUUGGACUGUACAAGCGAUUCAGUGGAUAUAAACCUUUCCUUUACAAUUUCACUGUGAAUGGCUGCAAUUUCCUUAAACGUCCAAAAUCCUUCCCCGUCGUAAGUUAUUUUUAUGAGAUCUUCAAAGACUAUUCAAAUAUGAAUCAUUCAUGUCCCUACGAUCAUGAUAUAAUAGUGGAUAAGCUUACCAUCGAGCGGAUCAAUAACCGAUUCUCAAAAACACUGACCUUUCCCGAGGGCGAUUACAUGUUCGAGUUCCACUUUCUGGCCUACGGCAUCAACCGUGCGGUGGUUAAAGUAUAUUUCACCCUUUCGUGA
Messenger RNA from Drosophila pseudoobscura, 549 nucleotides. RefSeq lists its product as uncharacterized. Lineage: Eukaryota; Metazoa; Arthropoda; Insecta; Diptera; Drosophilidae. The coding region runs from base 1 to 549 and encodes 182 amino acids. The transcript has 4 exons. The record is from RefSeq and is a predicted model, not a curated record.